Molecule: messenger RNA, 498 nt
Organism: Arabis nemorensis
Lineage: Eukaryota; Viridiplantae; Streptophyta; Magnoliopsida; Brassicales; Brassicaceae
Source: the annotation of a GenBank genome assembly
AUGUGGUUCAAUUGGCAGAAAAUCAGGACGAUUGAGCUCAAUGGGAAGACGAUUAAGCUGCAAAUUUGGGAUACUGCUGGGCAGGAGCGUUUCAGGACCAUCACUAGCAGCUACUACAGAGGAGCUCAUGGAAUCAUCAUUGUGUAUGACUGUACUGAGAUGGAAAGUUUCAACAAUGUGAAGCAGUGGUUGAGUGAGAUCGAUAGAUAUGCUAAUGAAAGUGUAUGCAAGCUUCUAAUUGGUAACAAAAAUGAUAUGGUUGAAAGUAAAGUUGUUUCUACCGAAACUGGAAAGGCAUUAGCAGAUGAGCUCGGAAUUCCCUUUCUUGAGACCAGUGCUAAGGAUUCUAUCAACGUUGAACAGGCAUUCUUAACUAUUGCUGGCGAGAUCAAGAAGAGAAUGGGAAGCCAGCCGAAUGCAAACAAGACAUCUGGAAGUGGAACUGUCCAAAUGAAAGGCCAGCCAAUCCAACAGAACAAUGGCGGUUGCUGCGGUUAG